This is a messenger RNA of Raphanus sativus (radish), 957 nucleotides long. RefSeq names its product E3 ubiquitin-protein ligase RSL1-like. Gene Ontology annotation, cellular component: cytoplasm; ubiquitin ligase complex. Gene Ontology annotation, biological process: positive regulation of proteasomal ubiquitin-dependent protein catabolic process; ubiquitin-dependent protein catabolic process; protein polyubiquitination. The transcript is spliced from 2 exons. Bases 1 to 957 code for a protein of 318 amino acids. The record is from RefSeq and is a predicted model, not a curated record. Gene Ontology annotation, molecular function: ubiquitin protein ligase activity; zinc ion binding; ubiquitin conjugating enzyme binding. NCBI's taxonomy places the organism in Eukaryota, Viridiplantae, Streptophyta, Magnoliopsida, Brassicales, Brassicaceae.
AUGGGAACAUGCUUCUCUUCAUCAUCAUCGUCAUCAUCAUCACGCACAAGGAUGGAAGAUUAUCACUAUAACCCUGCGUUGUACAAUUACGUCGACGAAGUCUACCAACCCUAUGCUUGGGAUCUCCAUCUCCAAGAAGCUCUGUCUUCUUCCUCGGUCUCAUCAACCUCCGAGGCUAACCAUUAUCACCAACUCCAUAGCCACAUCGCCACUCGUAUUAAUCAAGAAGAACCGAAGAUAAAACCCGAUAACAAACCCGCCGAACCAUCUAAAACGUUAUGUAUGAUCUGCAUGGAUGAAAAGUCUCCCACCGACAUCUUCCGAGGAACCACUGGUUGCACUCAUCACUACUGCACCGAGUGCACCGCACGUUACGUGACGACCAUGAUAGAAGAGAACAUAGCCAUGAUCAAGUGCCCUGACGUGGACUGCGCGAGACUUCUAGAGCCUUACACAUGUCGAGAUAUAAUCCCAGGGGACGUGUUCGAGCGCUGGGACAAAUCCUUGUGCGAGUCGUUGAUUCUGUCGUCGGAGAAAGUGUACUGUCCAUUCGAAGACUGCUCGGCGAUGAUGGUGGUGGACGAUGAUGAACAAGGUGAUGAAGUGAGGGAGACGGAGUGUCCGUCUUGUCACAGACUGUUCUGCGCUCAGUGUAAGGCUACGUGGCAUGCGGGGAUGCGGUGUGAGGAGUUUCAGAGAAGUGGGAACGCGAGGAAGAAGAAGAAGAAUAGCGAUGUAGAAGAUGCUAUGUUGAUUCAGAUGGCUAAAAAUAAGCAGUGGAGGAGGUGUCCUAGUUGCAAAUUCUACGUUGAGAAAAUCGAUGGUUGUAUACAUAUGCGUUGCAGGUGUCGAUUUCAUUUUUGCUAUCGUUGUGGAGCAGCUUGGAGUUUAACUCACGCAUGCCAUAUUCGUAGUCGUCUUUUAAGUUACGGCUUACCUGGGUCUGCUUAUUUCUGA